CUUCUGUUGGACUACACUUCCCAGCAACCUUCAGAUAAUCGAUGAGUUUUUAAAGCUGGACCAAAUCAGUAACAGGGGAGCUGUGAAUCAAAACACCCCUAAAAACAGAGCGUUCAGCUAAGGGGGAAAAAAAAUAAAAAACGGAGUCGGACGAGUCCACGCCCACUGCAGCAAAGCGUGAGGGGAGUUGCGCCUCUCCAAGUCCCUGCCCGUCGUUCCUCCCCACACACACACCCAGCGGGCGGGAAGGCGUCAGCUCAACAGCGCCUCACACAGCGAACGACUGAGCCAGUGCAGCGAGCCUGGGGCGUCGCCUCGUCAUCCGCUCCCCACCAGAAAGGCAGCCACACCCACGGAGGCGCAGACGGAAAGAGCAGUGUAAUACCCGCAGCAGCAGCUCAAGAGAAACUCUCCCGACCGCAUUUAAUAAAAGCAAAACAUGGCAGCGGCAGCGGCCUCGUCUAACCCCGGCGGAGGUCCGGAGAUGGUGCGAGGGCAGGCGUUCGACGUAGGCCCGAGAUACACCAACCUGUCAUAUAUCGGAGAGGGAGCGUACGGCAUGGUGUGUUCUGCCCAUUGCAACAUUAACAAAGUACGAGUUGCUAUCAAGAAAAUCAGCCCAUUUGAGCAUCAGACAUACUGCCAGAGAACAUUGAGGGAGAUCAAAAUCUUGCUACGUUUUAAGCAUGAAAACAUCAUUGGAAUAAAUGACAUUAUUCGAGCUCCAACCAUUGAGCAGAUGAAAGAUGUGUACAUUGUGCAGGACCUCAUGGAGACAGAUCUCUAUAAACUCCUGAAGACUCAGCAUCUUAGCAAUGACCAUAUCUGCUAUUUCUUGUACCAGAUUUUGAGAGGAUUAAAGUACAUUCAUUCAGCCAACGUUCUACAUCGUGAUCUUAAGCCUUCAAAUUUGCUGCUUAAUACUACCUGUGAUCUCAAGAUUUGUGAUUUUGGAUUGGCUCGUGUUGCAGAUCCAGACCAUGAUCACACUGGCUUUCUCACAGAAUAUGUAGCCACUCGCUGGUACAGAGCUCCUGAGAUCAUGCUGAAUUCCAAGGGCUAUACCAAAUCAAUUGACAUCUGGUCUGUUGGCUGCAUUCUCGCUGAGAUGCUUUCUAAUAGACCAAUAUUUCCAGGGAAACAUUAUCUCGACCAACUUAAUCACAUACUGGGAAUUCUUGGAUCGCCAUCUCAAGAAGACCUAAACUGUAUAAUCAAUUUAAAAGCUAGGAAUUACUUGCUUUCCCUUCCUCACAAAAAUAAGGUGCCAUGGAACCGACUUUUCCCCAAUGCAGAUCCCAAAGCUCUAGACUUACUGGACAAGAUGCUGACAUUCAACCCACACAAAAGAAUUGAAGUAGAGGCAGCUUUGGCUCAUCCUUAUCUGGAGCAGUAUUAUGACCCAAGUGAUGAGCCUGUAGCUGAGGCUCCCUUUAAAUUUGAAAUGGAACUCGAUGAUUUGCCCAAGGAGACACUGAAGGAGCUAAUUUUUGAAGAAACCGCUAGAUUCCAGCCAGGGUACUGACCACCAUCUUACCACAGGGAAAGGAUGUGAAGGACUUUGCACGCUGAGACAUCGGUGUUGUUCUUGCCAGUUCUUCCUCCUUGGGCGUGUCCUGUGCUCCAUCUCAGCUUGUCCAGUCUAUAACUUCUUUGAGCCAUUAUGGAGGGCACUUCCUGGUAGUUGUGGCUUUUUAUGCUUCUGAUGAAUUCUUUCGAUAUGGAGAAUUGUUCUUGACACUCCUUUGUGAAAGUGGUGCGGCAAACACACACCUGCUGAGACCUUCAUUAACCGCUUGUACAUUAUUAUUAUUUUUUUUUUUGUAUUGUUUUAUAAAGAUGCAGUGAUUUCUUUCCAUUUUUCUGGGUAUACAGCACCCUGACUUUCACCGGCCCUACACACUGUAUCAAACCACACAUUCAAACACUGUGGUAUUUGGCCUUGGGUUUUUUUUUUCUUUCUUUGUUCUUUUUUAUUUGGGAGAGUUAAUUCUCUGGGCACUUUAAAUCAUUGUAACGCCCUAUUUACUUGCACAUAUCAUUUUAAACAAAUGCAGUUGUAAGCUUUGAAAUUCUAAUGGAGCUUUUCAUAUAUAUAUAUAUAUAUAUAUAUAUAUAUAUAUAUAUAUAUAUAUAUAUAUAUAUAUAUAUAUAUAUAUAUAUAUAUAUAUAUAUAUAUAUAUAUCUCUAUAUAUAUAUAUAUAUAUAUAUAUAUAUAUCUCGGUUACUAGCUUUCUCUAGCACUUAAGCAGAGCCGAGCAAACUAUUUUAACCCUUUCCAUGUUUAAGGGACCUUGUAGGUUGGAAAAAAAAAUGCCCCCUAAUAAAAUCUAUAUGUGUACAUGCUUGCAAAAUUCAACCUCUCAUUCUUUUAAGAUGUAAAGCUGCUGCAAUAUAUUCAAACAGGGGGAAAAAAAACUUUGGGCAUUUGUGCCAUGCACUGGCCUUCUCUGGUCUGCGUUUUUCAUGCAUGGAGAAAUAGUAGUAUGUUGAGGAAGAGUAAAAAGCAAGUGAAACCAAAAUGUCAUUAAUGUUAGCUGAGGAAGGUUAGAAUGAGGCAGUUCAGGGUUGAAUUGUACACUGUCUAUACAAAGUAAUGCUAAUGGCUAUAAUGCUAACCUGAAGAAAGACACUGCAUCUGUAGGUAAGCGGUGGGUUUGUCGAGUGAGGGCUCUUGUUUCUAACCAACAUCUCUACUUUAUUAUUCACAGACGUAUAUCUGCUUCAUUGAGUCUACUACCUACAGUUCUGUAGUGUCUAAAAGAUAUAGUAACCUUUUUUUCCUGCCCACCUUGGAGCAACCAGCCAAACUAGCACUCAUAUUUUUAAACUAUUAACAUUUCUUUGCAAGUAUUUGUUCUUGGAAUCGUAUAAUGUGGAGUUUACUAGAUGUUAUGUCGAAGUGCGGUGCCUCCUACCACCCCCCCCCCCACCUCACUGCUUUUUGUGGUGAAAGAUUUGCCUUGUUUGAAAAUACCGUGCCCUCGCAUGACUGUUAAGCUUUUCUGUGCAAAGAUGAUUGUUUAAGUGCCACAUGCCUUUGAUGAUAACAGAAAAUUUGUUACCUCUAAAUUAUGUUCAACUGAAAUGUUAUCCUGUAACCUACAUGAGGAUGAAACUGCUCUGUUUUAAUCCUCUUCUUUAUUCUGUCUUUCCUUGUCUGGCAGAGUUUUAACAAUUUGUCUACACUGCCUGGGAACAUGAACAAAAAAUUGCACUUGUAAAUGAAAAUAAAUUGAAAUCUUCUCAUUAA
This is a messenger RNA of Xenopus laevis (African clawed frog), 3253 nucleotides long. It is a transcript of the gene mapk1.L, whose product is annotated as mitogen-activated protein kinase 1 L homeolog. Lineage: Eukaryota; Metazoa; Chordata; Amphibia; Anura; Pipidae. The transcript has 9 exons. Gene Ontology annotation, molecular function: nucleotide binding; transferase activity; ATP binding. Gene Ontology annotation, cellular component: spindle; centrosome. The coding region runs from base 440 to 1525 and encodes 361 amino acids. Gene Ontology annotation, biological process: MAPK cascade. The record is from RefSeq and is a predicted model, not a curated record.